AUGUCCACCGCCGCCGAAAUCCUCGCCAAGCACCCCGCAAAAGGUCUCUACACCCUCGGCGCUCUCCUCAUCAACGCCCUCAAACUCCCCCUCUGGAUAUUCUACCACCUCUCAUCCUCCACGCGGCAGCACUCUCGAUGGAGUCUCCGUCAGGCGGUCGCUACGAGGGCGCUGAGGACCGCAUUAUGGCACUUCUCAUUCAUGCGGGUUAAUACACCUUUAAUUUUGCAACCCACGGCGAAGGAAAAAGGAUUACUCGUCACAAUCCCACCGUCGACGAAAGGGGGUGUGUAUAUGGGCAUUUGCGACGACGAGGAGGUCAAACCGGAGAAGAUUUGCGGGUACUGGUAUCCGUCUGCGUUUAAUGAGGAUGAGGAUCGCGGCAAGAAAAUCGUGCUCCAUUUCCACGGCGGUGCGUAUGUGAUUGGGGACUGUAGACCCGCGGAGUCGGGGUACGCAGGGAAAAUGUUGAGUGAGAAGAUCGGGAAGACGUUGAUGGUGUCGUAUCGUCUUGCUUCGAAUCCGGGUGGUCGAUUCCCUGCUGCGCUGCAAGAUGCGGUGUCGUCGCUGCAGUAUCUGAUUAGUCUGGGGAUUGAGUAUGAAGAUAUUGUAAUCAGUGGAGAUUCGGCGGGUGGGAAUCUGGCCGUGACGCUGCUGAGAUAUCUUGCUACUACGAAUGCAUCUGGACCUGCUGCGGCGCUUUUGUGGUCGCCUUGGGUGGAUCUGGCGAGUAGUCUUGAGCCGGCGACCUUUUCGUAUUCCCCGCAUAGAUUUACGGAUUAUAUUCCUUCGAAUUUUGCGACUUGGGGGGCGCAUAUGUAUUGCCCGAAAGACGGACCUGUUACGAUGGGCGAUGGAUGGAUUAGUCCUGCAGCACAUCCAUUCCGUACGAACACGCCGAUUUGGAUCCAAGGGAGCGGACAGGAGAUUUUGAUUGAACAGAUUGCCGAGUUUGCGAAAGCGAUGAAGCGGAUAUCUAGCAAUAAGAUAGCCUUCCAUGUUGAGGAAAUUGCAACUCAUGAUAUUAUCUUGGUUGGCAAUGUCACCGGAUUCGAGAAAGAGACUGAGAAUGCUCUUGCAGCAGCUAAGAAAUGGCUGGAUAACCUGUAG
This is a messenger RNA of Glarea lozoyensis ATCC 20868, 1110 nucleotides long. RefSeq names its product alpha/beta-Hydrolase. The record is from RefSeq and is a predicted model, not a curated record. NCBI's taxonomy places the organism in Eukaryota, Fungi, Ascomycota, Leotiomycetes, Helotiales, Helotiaceae. Gene Ontology annotation, molecular function: hydrolase activity. The coding region runs from base 1 to 1110 and encodes 369 amino acids. The transcript has a single exon.